CCCCACUCCACCCCCCAAGUCCCCCUUCUCCCUCCACCCCAUCCCCACUCCGCCCCCCAAGUCCCCCCUCUCCUCCACCCCCAUCCCCACUCCACCCCCCAAGUCCCCCCUCUCCCUCCGCCCCCCAAGUCCCCCCAUGACCCCUCCCUCCCUCCGCCCCCCAGGUUACAUCCAGCGCCGGCUGAUCAAGUCCAUGGAGUCGGUGAUGGUGAAGUACGACGCCACGGUGCGGAACUCCAUCAACCAGGUGGUGCAGCUGCGCUAUGGGGAGGACGGGCUGGGGGGCGAGAGCGUGGAGUUCCAGAACCUCGCCACGCUCAAGGCCUCCAACAAGGCCUUCGAGAAGAAAUUCCGCUUUGACUGCAGCAACGAGCGGGCGCUGCGGCGGACGCUGCAGGAGGAGCUGGUCAAGGAGCUCCUGUCCAACGCUCACGUCCAGAACGAGCUGGAGCGGGAAUUCGAGAGGAUGCGGGAGGACCGCGAGGUGCUCAGGGUCAUCUUCCCCACCGGGGACAGCAAGGUCGUGCUCCCCUGUAACCUGCUCCGCAUGAUCUGGAACGCGCAGAAGAUUUUCCACAUCAACUCCCGGCUGCCCUCGGACCUGCACCCCAUCAAAGUGGUGGAGGGGGUGCGGGAGCUGAGCCGGCGCCUGGUGAUCGUGAACGGCGAGGACCCGCUGAGCCGGCAGGCGCAGCACAACGCCACGCUGCUCUUCAACAUCCACCUGCGCUCCACGCUCUGCGCCCGCCGCAUGGCCGACGAGUUCCGCCUCAGCGGGGAGGCCUUCGACUGGCUCCUGGGGGAGAUCGAGUCCAAGUUCAACCAGGCCAUCGCUCACCCAGGGGAGAUGGUGGGUGCCCUGGCGGCGCAGUCCUUGGGCGAGCCGGCCACCCAGAUGACCCUCAACACCUUCCACUACGCCGGCGUCUCGGCCAAGAACGUCACCCUCGGCGUGCCGCGCCUCAAGGAGCUCAUCAACAUCUCCAAGAAGCCCAAGACCCCCUCGCUCACCGUGUUCCUGCUGGGGCAGAGCGCCCGCGACGCCGAGAGAGCCAAGGACAUCCUGUGCCGCCUGGAGCACACCACCCUCCGCAAGGUGACCGCCAACACCGCCAUCUACUACGACCCCAACCCUCAGAGCACCGUGGUGGCCGAGGACCAGGAGUGGGUCAACGUCUACUACGAGAUGCCCGACUUCGACGUGAGCCGCAUCUCGCCCUGGCUCCUGCGCGUCGAGCUCGACCGCAAGCACAUGACGGACAGGAAGCUCACCAUGGAGCAGAUCGCCGAGAAGAUCAACGCGGGCUUUGGGGACGACCUCAACUGCAUCUUCAACGACGACAACGCCGAGAAGCUGGUGCUGCGCAUCCGCAUCAUGAACAGCGACGAGAACAAGAUGCAGGAGGAGGAGGAGGUGGUGGACAAGAUGGACGACGACGUCUUCCUGCGCUGCAUCGAGUCCAACAUGCUCACCGACAUGACGCUGCAGGGCAUCGAGCAGAUCAGCAAGGUGUACAUGCACCUCCCGCAGACGGACAACAAGAAGAAGAUCAUCAUCACGGAGGACGGGGAGUUCAAGGCGCUGCAGGAGUGGAUCCUGGAGACGGACGGCGUGAGCCUCAUGCGGGUGCUGAGCGAGAAGGACGUGGACCCCGUGCGCACCACGUCCAACGACAUCGUGGAGAUCUUCACCGUGCUGGGCAUCGAGGCGGUGCGCAAGGCCCUGGAGCGGGAGCUCUACCACGUCAUCUCCUUCGACGGCUCCUACGUCAACUACCGGCACCUGGCGCUGCUCUGCGACACCAUGACCUCGAGGGGACACCUCAUGGCCAUCACCCGCCACGGCGUGAACCGCCAGGACACCGGGCCCCUCAUGAAGUGCUCCUUCGAGGAGACCGUGGACGUGCUGAUGGAGGCGGCGGCGCACGGCGAGAGCGACCCCAUGAAGGGGGUGUCCGAGAACAUCAUGCUGGGGCAGCUGGCGCCCGCCGGCACCGGGUGCUUCGACCUCCUCCUCGACGCCGAGAAGUGCAAGCACGGCAUGGAGAUCCCCAGCACCCUGCCCGGCAUGGGCAUGGGGGGGCCUACUGGAAUGUUCUUUGGCUCGGCCCCCAGCCCCAUGGGGGGCCUGUCCCCGGCCAUGACACCCUGGAACCAAGGAGCUACCCCCGCCUAUGGGGCCUGGUCCCCCAGUGUGGGCAGUGGGAUGACCCCCGGAGGCGCCGGCUUCUCCCCCAGCGCCGCCUCGGACGCCAGCGGCUUCAGCCCCGGUUACUCCCCGGCCUGGUCCCCGACCCCCGGCUCCCCCGGCUCCCCCGGGCCCUCCAGCCCCUACAUCCCCUCCCCUGGCGGUGCCAUGUCACCCAGCUACAGCCCCACGUCCCCUGCCUACGAGCCGCGUUCACCCGGGGGCUACACCCCACAGAGCCCCAGCUACAGCCCAACUUCACCCAGCUACAGCCCCACCUCGCCCAGCUACAGCCCGACGUCGCCCAACUACAGCCCCACGUCACCGAGCUACAGCCCCACCUCGCCCAGCUACAGCCCCACGUCGCCCAGCUACAGCCCCACUUCGCCCAGCUACAGCCCGACGUCGCCCAGCUACAGCCCCACGUCGCCCAGUUACAGCCCGACGUCGCCCAGUUACAGCCCCACUUCGCCCAGCUACAGCCCCACGUCGCCGAGCUACAGCCCGACGUCGCCCAGCUACAGCCCGACGUCGCCCAGCUACAGCCCCACGUCGCCCAGCUACAGCCCGACGUCGCCCAGCUACAGCCCCACUUCGCCCAGCUACAGCCCGACGUCGCCCAGCUACAGCCCCACCAGCCCCAACUACAGCCCCACCAGCCCCAACUACACCCCGACCUCUCCCAGCUACAGCCCCACCUCGCCCAGCUACAGCCCCACCAGCCCCAACUACACCCCGACCUCGCCCAACUACAGCCCCACCUCGCCCAGCUACAGCCCCACCUCGCCCAGCUACAGCCCCACCUCGCCCAGCUACAGCCCCUCCAGCCCCCGCUACACCCCGCAGUCACCCACCUACACCCCCAGCAGCCCCAGCUACAGCCCCAGCAGCCCCAGCUACAGCCCCACCUCCCCCAAGUACACCCCGACCAGCCCCAGCUACAGCCCCAGCUCCCCCGAGUACACCCCCACCAGCCCCAAGUACAGCCCCACCAGCCCCAAGUACAGCCCCACCAGCCCCAAGUACAGCCCCACCUCGCCCACCUACAGCCCCACCACCCCCAAGUACAGCCCCACGUCCCCCACCUACAGCCCCACCAGCCCCGUCUACACCCCGACCAGCCCCAAGUACAGCCCCACCAGCCCCACCUACAGCCCCACCAGCCCCAAGUACAGCCCCACGUCCCCCACCUACAGCCCCACCAGCCCCAAGGGCUCCACCUACAGCCCCACGUCCCCCGGCUACAGCCCCACUUCCCCCACCUACAGCCUCACCAGCCCGGCCAUCAGCCCCGACGACAGCGACGAGGACAACUGAGCCCGGGUGGGGGGACCCCCUCCAGGCUAUGGGGCUGACCCAUAAGUUGCUGUCACCAGCCCAAGCCGGGCGGUUGACAUGGGGGUGGGGGACGGUGGGGUGGGGGACACUUUGGGUCGUAGGGAAGCUUCAA
Molecule: messenger RNA, 3638 nt
Organism: Pezoporus flaviventris
Lineage: Eukaryota; Metazoa; Chordata; Aves; Psittaciformes; Psittacidae
Gene: POLR2A
Product: RNA polymerase II subunit A
Exons: 14
Biological process (GO): transcription by RNA polymerase II
Cellular component (GO): RNA polymerase II, core complex
Molecular function (GO): DNA binding
Source: RefSeq, a predicted model, not a curated record